Messenger RNA from Hordeum vulgare subsp. vulgare (domesticated barley), 1935 nucleotides. RefSeq lists its product as uncharacterized. Gene Ontology annotation, cellular component: vacuolar membrane; plant-type vacuole. The record is from RefSeq and is a predicted model, not a curated record. The transcript is spliced from 4 exons. The coding region runs from base 1 to 1935 and encodes 644 amino acids. Gene Ontology annotation, molecular function: ATP binding; protein binding; ATPase-coupled transmembrane transporter activity. NCBI's taxonomy places the organism in Eukaryota, Viridiplantae, Streptophyta, Magnoliopsida, Poales, Poaceae. Gene Ontology annotation, biological process: transmembrane transport.
AUGGCGCUAACUGCAGCUGCCACCCACGCCUCCCGCGCGCUCCCACGGCGGCGCCACCGCCGCGCUCCGGCUCCGUCCACCCGCCUCCCCCUUCCCCUCUCCACGCCGCCACCGCCACCGCCACCGCCACCGCCGCCGCGUCCGUCGACCCUCGACCGUGUGCUCUCGGACCUGGAGGCCCAGCCGCGCCUCCUCACGCCGUCCCUCCUCGCGCCCCUCCUCGCCGCGCUCCCGCUCCACCCGGCCCCGCGCCGCCGCCUCGCGGCCCUCCGCGGCCGCCUGCCGGUCUCCCUCCGCCGCCGCCACCCGGACCUCGCGCUGCGCCUCCUCCACAUCCACGCCUCCCUCGGCCUCCUCGCGUACGCGCACCACAUCUUCGACCACCUCCUCCCCGCGCGCACCCGUCGGGAGCGCGCGUUCCCGUGGAACUGCCUCGUCGUCGGAUACGCCAGCGUCGGCCGCCACGACGACGCGCUCGCGCUCUACCUCCAGAUGGACGAGGAGGGCGCGCCGCGCGACGGGUUCACCUUCGAGAGCGCGCUUCGGGCCUGCUCCGGCGCCCUAUCCGCCGAGCUCGGUCGGGCCGUGCACCGCGACGCCCUCACAGCCGGCCUCGCCGCCGACGUCUCCGUGUGCGACGCCCUCGUGGAGAUGUACGCCCAGUGCGGCGACAUGGAGAUGGCGUGCCAGGUGUUCGACGCAAUGCCGGAGAGGGACGCCGUCUCAUGGAACAUCUUGCUUGGUGGCUUGCUGGGGCACGGUGGCCUCUCUGCUCAGGCAACGGAGGCCUGGAGGAGGAUGCUCGGAGAAGGGCACAAGCCCGACUCCGUCGUGCUGUCGGCGAUGCUCUGGCAUCACCCUGGUGAUGGCAAACAGGGACGGGAGGUUCAUGCCUGGGUGAUCCGUCAUUGGCUUGAGACGGAGUUAUCAGUGGCAAACGCUCUGAUUGGAAUGUACUCCAGAAAGAACCGAGCGGCUCUUCCUAGCACCCGGCCACAGCCCCGCCGGCCACCACGUCGGCGACCGACGAUGACGACUGCCACGGCGACGGAGACGGCUGCGGCCCUGAAUGAGGGCGCUCGCGCCGGGAUGGACAAGUACGAGGAGGUGCGGGACAUCGGGUCGGGAAACUUCGGGGUGGCCCGGCUGAUGCGCAACCGCGAGAACGACGGGCUCGUCGCCAUCAAGCUCAUCGAGCGCGGCCACCGGGUCGGCCUUAGAAUGGUGGAAAGAAGGCAACAGAGAACGGAAAUGCAAAGAAGAGAGAUAGGGACAAGGAAGACAGAGUCCGGGAGAGGGAUUCAAGUGCCCGGCAGAAGAGAUGUGCUGGGAAAAGUUUCAGCUGAUCGAGUAGCACAAUACCUCCAGGAAGAAGAAUUGAAAUGCGACGCAAUUACAGAAGUACCAAGGAGUGAUACAGACAAUGAUGUGGAGAUUGAUCAUGGAGCAUUCAGCUGGGAACUUGAAAACACAUCUCCAACUAUAACAGAUGUAAAUUUAAAAGUAAAGAGAGGGAUGAAAGUAGCAAUAUGUGGAAUGGUCGGCUCUGGGAAAUCCAGUCUAUUAUCAUGCAUACUUGGGGAGAUGCCUAGGUUAGCCGGGGCUGUGAGGGUCAGUGGGAGCAGAGCAUAUGUUCCUCAGACUGCAUGGAUCCUGUCUGGGAACAUCAGAGACAACAUUCUGUUUGGAAACCCGUAUGACAAGGAAAAGUACCAAAAGAUAAUACAAGCUUGUGCAUUGACAAAAGAUCUUGAGCUAUUUGCAAAAGGUGAUUUGACGGAGAUUGGAGAAAGAGGAAUUAACAUGAGUGGUGGACAGAAGCAGAGGAUUCAGAUUGCAAGGUCAGUGUACGAGGAUGCAUAUAUAUACCUCUUUGAUGAUCCCUUCAGUGCAGUAGAUGCUCACACUGGAGCCCAAUUUUUCAAGUUAACUUGA